GCAUUCUCUUGUCAAAAACCAAGAAGGUAACACAGAUCGAUUCAUCGAUUGCCGAAGGUACCACGAAAUUUUGAAAAAUAGUUAGCACCGUUCAGUGUUUCUGUGAAGUGGUUUCAUUUUUUGCGGUUCGGUAUGGAAAGGGAGGAAAUCGUAGAAUUGGUUCUUCGGUUUCUUCUUGUCUGAAGGUGGAUGGAUAUGAACCCUUUCAAUUCAUAACGAGGGACUGAGUUGAGCAGCUUUUUAGAGAGUAUUCAGAAAAAUAGUUUGAUAGAGAGUUUAGAAAAUGGCGAAUGUAGUGAAUUCGACGCAAAGUCUAGUUUCUCAAGCCUACGACUAUUACUUGUGGACGUUAUCAUUAUCGGAUCGGAGAACACAAGGAUGGCCCCUAGUGGACUCCCCCGUUCCUAUGGUGUCCUAUGUCCUAGCGUACCUUUUUUUAGUAUGGAUAGGCCCAAAAGUGAUGGCGAAAAGGAAACCUUUUGACCUCACCUGGAUACUAGUACCUUAUAAUUUAUUUAUGGCCCUUUUGAAUGGAUAUAUAGCGAUACAGUUACUAACAGCAUCGACACGUUUGCGGUACAGCUACAUCUGUGAACCUUGCAGGCAAAAAUACAACGCAGACGAGUUGCAGAUUGCAAACGCGGUUUGGUGGUACUACUUCUCCAAGCUCUUAGAAUUCUGCGACACAUUCUUCUUCAUAUUGAGGAAAAAAGAAAACCAGCUCAGCUUCCUCCACGUCUAUCAUCAUUCCACAAUGUUUGCCUUUUGGUGGAUCGGUAUCAAAUGGGUUCCAAGUGGGUCCACUUUCUUACCAGCCAUGGUCAACUCCGCAAUCCACGUUAUGAUGUACUCCUAUUACGGCCUCUCCGUGUUCGGUCCCAGAGUCACUCAGUAUUUGUGGUGGAAGAAAUACCUUACCAUUCUUCAACUGAUCCAGUUCACUUGUGCCUUGGUUUUGGGGGCAAACGGAAUUAGAACAGGUUGCGAGUUCCCUCUAUGGAUGCAUUACACUCUGAUCAUCUACAUGAUGUCGUUCAUAGUGCUUUUUGGAAAUUUCUACGUCAAGGCCUACAUGGAGAAG
Messenger RNA from Leptinotarsa decemlineata (Colorado potato beetle), 1081 nucleotides. RefSeq names its product very long chain fatty acid elongase 4. Gene Ontology annotation, cellular component: endoplasmic reticulum membrane. NCBI's taxonomy places the organism in Eukaryota, Metazoa, Arthropoda, Insecta, Coleoptera, Chrysomelidae. Gene Ontology annotation, biological process: fatty acid elongation, monounsaturated fatty acid; fatty acid elongation, polyunsaturated fatty acid; sphingolipid biosynthetic process. Gene Ontology annotation, molecular function: fatty acid elongase activity. The record is from RefSeq and is a predicted model, not a curated record.